Plasmodium knowlesi strain H is the source of this 231-nucleotide messenger RNA. Its product is annotated as ubiquitin-like protein. Lineage: Eukaryota; Apicomplexa; Aconoidasida; Haemosporida; Plasmodiidae. Gene Ontology annotation, cellular component: cytoplasm; nucleus. Gene Ontology annotation, molecular function: protein tag activity; ubiquitin protein ligase binding. The record is from RefSeq and is a predicted model, not a curated record. The coding region runs from base 1 to 231 and encodes 76 amino acids. Gene Ontology annotation, biological process: protein ubiquitination; modification-dependent protein catabolic process. The transcript has 2 exons.
AUGCAAAUAUUAGUAAAAACCCUGACCGGGAAAAGACAGUCGUUUAAUUUUGAACCAUCCAGUUCUGUAUUCCAAAUAAAGAUGGCAAUUGAGGAAAAGGAAGGGAUAGACGCAAAGCAAAUUAGGCUUAUCUACUCAGGGAAACAAAUGCACGACGACAUGAAGCUCAGCGACUACAGAGUGGUGCCCGGCUCAACCAUUCACAUGAUUUUACAACUCAGAGGAGGAUAA